CUCUUUGCCCAGCUGUGGCGGCUGGGAGGAGGAAGCCCAGCUGUUCUUCACCAGUCCUUCCCAAAUAACAGUAUUCAGUUUGCAAAGUUAAAUAAACAGAAAGAAAAGGUCCGGUUGCACUUUUUAUUUGAGGACACGCAAGGGUUGUCUUUUAUUUUUUUAAAAUGUGCCCGCGUCUGGAUCCCUGACUGUAUCGAAGUCUGGAGGGCAGCAGAAAUAACCAGAGGCUACAAGGAAGGAGAUGCUGUUCUCCACCUCCGCCUGGAAGAUGGCUCGGCACUGGCCUACCCCAUUGAGUUCCAGCUGCCACCUCUCUGCAACCCUGACUGCCUCUCAGGUGCCGAUGACCUGGUGGCCCUGAGCUACCUGCAUGAGCCGGCUGUGCUGCACUCGCUCCGCCGGCGCUUCCUGGAGGCCAACACCAUCUACACCUACUGUGGUAUCAUCCUCGUUGCCAUCAACCCCUACCAGCCUCUGCCCAUCUAUGAAGAGGAGGUGAUUUAUGCCUACAGCGGCCGUGAAAUUGGGGACAUGGAUCCCCACAUCUUUGCUUUGGCGGAGGAGGCGUACAAGCAGAUGGUGAGGUUUGGGAAGAACCAGUCCCUCAUCAUCAGUGGGGAGUCAGGUGCAGGGAAGACUGCAUCGGCCAAGUAUGCCAUGAGAUACUUCACCACCAUCGGGGGCUGCCUGUACGACUCCAACAUGGAGGAGAAGGUGCUGGCCUCCAGCCCUGUCAUGGAGGCCUUUGGGAAUGCAAAGACAAUGAGAAAUGACAACAGUAGCCGCUUUGGGAAGUACAUCGAGAUCGGUUUUAGCCAAGCUCACGUCACAGGGGCCACCAUCAAAACCUACCUGCUGGAGAAGUCCCGUGUCACCUUCCAGGCACAAGCGGAGAGGAACUACCACAUCUUCUACCAGCUCUGUGCCUCCGCCACCCUGCCCGAGCUCCAGGGCCUGGGUCUCUGUGGGGCAGAGUCCUUCCACUACACCCGCCAGGGCCAGUGCGCCGUGGCACAGAGCACCGAUGAUGCAGCUGACCUGGAUAGCACGCGGCAUGCCUUCUCACUCCUGGGCAUCCCUGAGGCUGAGCAGCUGGAGCUGUUUCGUGUCCUGGCUGCCAUCCUGCACCUGGGCAACAUCGUGCUCAGAGGGAGGGACCGCCGUGGGGACAGCUGCUUCGUGGAGCCUGCUGAUGAGGCCCUGGGGCUGUUCUGCACGCUGCUGGGCACUGAGGCAUCGCAGGUGAUACGCUGGCUCUGCCACCGCAAGCUGAUCACUGCUGGUGAGACCUACGUGAAGCCCCUCUCCAGGCAGCAGGCGCUCGACUCGAGGGAUGCCCUGGCCAAGUAUAUGUAUGGGCAGAUCUUCAGGUGGAUGGUGAGCAGGGUCAACCAUGCUCUGCGGUCACUGGAGGGCCACCACAACUCCAUUGGCAUCCUGGACAUCUAUGGGUUUGAGAUGUUUGAUGUCAACAGCUUUGAGCAGUUCUGCAUCAACUAUGCCAACGAGAAGCUGCAGCAGCAUUUCAACCGGCAUGUCUUCAAGCUGGAGCAGGAGGAAUAUGUGACAGAGGAGAUCCCUUGGGUCUUUGUUGACUUCUGUGACAACCAGCCAUGCAUUGAGCUCAUCGAGGGCCGGCUUGGCAUCCUGAACCUGCUGAAUGAGGAGUGCAAGAUGCCCCAAGGCAGUGAUGGGAGCUGGGCCCAGAAGCUUUACCAGACGCAUCUCAACAGCUCCUACUUCCAGAAGCCCAAGAGGUCCACGGAUGCUUUCGUUGUCUGCCACUUUGCUGGCAAGGUGGAAUACCAGUGUGAUGGGUUUGUGGAGAAGAACAGGGACACUGUCCCCGAGGAGCUGGUGGGGCUGCUGCGAGCCAGCAAGUUCAGAGCCUCCCUGAACCAGCUGAUGGAGACGCUGAGCAGCACCGUACCACACUACAUCCGCUGCAUCAAGCCCAACGAUGGCAAGCAGCCCUUUGUGUUUGACUCCAGGCGAGCAGUGGAGCAGCUACGAGCCUGCGGAAUCCUGGAGACAAUCCAGAUCAGUGCCUCAGGCUACCCCUCCAGGUGUACAUACCAGGAGUUCUUGGAGAGGUACAGGGCUCUGGUGAGCAGAGAGGAGCUGAUGGGCACUGACGAGAAGCAGACCUGCAGCCUUGCCCUUGAGAGAUUGCUCCGAGACCCCAGCAAGUACCAGUGUGGGAAGAACAAGGUGUUUUUCCGGGCUGGCCAAGUGGCUCACCUGGAGGAGCUGCGGUACCAGCAGAUGAGGGCAGCCUGUGUCCUGCUGCAGAGGCACCUGCGGGGCUGGCUGGCACGGAGGCACUUUGGACGGGCACGUGCCGCAGCGAUCUGCCUGCAGCGCCAUGCCCGGGGCAUGCUGGCCCGCAGGUUCACCAGGAUGCUGCGAAGGACCAGGGCUGCUGUGGUGCUGCAGAAAACUGUGAGGAUGGUUCUGGCACGACGUUUCUACCUACGCAUGUGCCAGGCUAUCAUCACCAUCCAAGCCUUUGCCCGGGGCAUGUUUGCCCGACGUCUCUACCACCAGAUGGUGUGGCACCAGAAAGCCGUGGUGAUCCAGGCUGCUGUCAGGGGCUGGCUGGCCCGAACCCGCUACAGCCGCCUGCGUGGGGCUGUCAUCUACCUGCAGUGCUGCUACCGCCGGGUGCAAGCACGCCGUGAGCUGCGGCAGCUGCGUGUCGAGGCACGCUCCAUUGAGCGUUACAAGCAGCUGCACAAGGGCAUGGAGAUCAAGGUGAUCCAGCUGCAGUGUAGGCUGGAUGAGCAGGCCCAGGAGAAGCAGCAGCUGAUGGAGCAGCUCUCAGAGCUGAACGCUGCCCAUGCUGAGGAGGUACAGCGCCUGCAGGCUGAGGUGCAGCGGCUGCGGGAGGAUACGACCCGUGAUGCCCAGGUCCAGCAGCUGCAGGAACGGCUGGCCGAGCUGGAGAGGCACAGCAUGAAGAGCUGCCUGGUCCAGGAGGUUGAGGAGCUCAGGCAGCGCUUGGCAGAGGUGGAAGCCACGAAGCUGCAGCUGGAGGAGGAGAAGGAUGCCCUGAUCCAGCGUGUGUUGGAGCGGUCGCAGGAUCUAGAAGCACGGGAGAGCCAAGGGCUGCUGCAGGAGCUGGAAGAGGAGCGGGCACGCUACCAGAGCCUGGUGCAGGAGUACACCCGCCUGGAGCAGGGCUAUGAGAACCUGCGGGAUGAGAUGGCCUUCCACAGGGGGCAGGAGGAGCGGUGGCAGCUUGUGCCAGAGGGGUCGCGGCUGCAGCCCAGCAGUGAGGCGGUGCUGAACGGUGGUGUGAGCCAGGAUCCCUUUGAGAAGGCAUACCUCCUCCUCCUGGGGCAGCUCAAUGCUGCUAACGAGGAGCUGGCCCGGACCCGGGAGGAGCUGCGGAGGUCCCAGGCUCCUGUGGAGCCAGAGGAGAGGAAACUGUUGGACUUCUUCAAGCGCAGGAACUUCACUGAGAUGCUGGGGCUGGGUAAGAGCCCGGAGAAGGUGGCAGUGGAUGAUGACCUGAAGCAUGCGUACGAUGCAGUGCAGGUUGCUAAUAAGCUGCUGGAGAGUCAGCUGCAGGAGGAGAAACAGCAGCACAAGGAGGAGGUACAAGGGCUGCACCUCGACAUCUGCUCACUCAAGCAGCUGAGCCAGCAGCAAGCAGCCCUCAUCCAGGACCUGCAGUGGCACCAGGGGCAGGAGGGGCUGCAGCAGCAUGUCCUACAGCUCAGGGAGGAGAACAGGGAGCUGGCCCAGAAGCUGGAGAAGCAGGAGAGGAUUACACUGAAGCUCCAGAAGCAGCUGAGAGCCUACACAAAGCAGACCCAGGAGCUCACAGUGAAGAGAGAGGCCACCAGGCCAGCACAGGAGCUGGCAGCAUCUGCUGCGGUCCUGUCCCAAUCCCCUGUCGUCCCACCUCUGUCUGGGCUGUCCCAAGCCAUGCUGGCAUGGAGGAUGGAGGAUGAAGGGCGCAUUAUCAAGGCCAUCAUCACAGACUAUAAACCACAGAGCUGUCCUGGGGCACUUCCAGACCUGCCAGCCUACAUCCUCUUCCUGUGCUUCCGACACGCAGACCACUGCUGUGACGAGCUGCGGGCUCGCUCGCUCCUGGAUGCAGCCAUUGGUGCCAUCAAAGGGAUCAUGAAGAAGCACAGCGAUGACUUCAAUGUGGUGGCACUCUGGCUUGCCAACACCUGCCGACUCCAGAACUGCCUGUGCCAGUACAGCCAGGAUGAGAGCUACUGGCAGGGGAACACAGCGCAGCAGAACAAACAUCGCCUGCAGAACGUGGACCCCCAGAGCUCCUGCCAUAGCCUGGGUGCCCUGGCUGUCCAGCUCUACCAGCAGCUCAUCCGCACUGCUGAGAAGUGCCUCAAGCCCAUGAUUGUUUCAGCGAUGCUGGAGAGUGAGCCCAUACAGGGCUUGUCCUUCUCCUGCCCUCCCCGCCACCGCCGGUCCUCAGUAGCCUCUACCCACACCCUGCCUGAGCUGCUGCAGCAGCUGGGCUCCUUCCGUGCAGUGCUGAACCACCACGGGCUGGCCCCCAGUGUGGGGCACCAGGUCCUGCGCCAGCUCCUCUUCCUGGUCAGUGGCACCACCCUCAACUACCUGCUGCUGAGGAAGGACACGUGCUCCUGGAGCCGCAGCAUCCAGCUCAGGUACAACAUCAGCCAGGUGGAGCAGUGGCUGCGGGCAGAGGGGCUGCAGGAGAGUGGGGCCCGUGAGGUGCUGGAGCCCCUGGUCCAGGCUGCCCAGCUGCUGCAGGUGAAGAAGGUGACUGAGGCGGAUGCUGGAGCUCUCUGCAGCCUGUGCACGGUGCUGUCACCCCAGCAGGUUGUGAAGAUCCUCCGGGCUUACACCCCGGCUGCUGGGCUAGAGGAGAGGAUCAGCCCAAGCUUCAUCAGCAGGGUUGAGAAGCAGCUGCAGGACCAGUAUGGAGGGGGACCCAGCCAGCUCCUGGUGGACACCAGCCACCUCUUCCCUGUGCACCUGCCCUUCACUGCCUCCCCCCUGCACCUGGAUGAGCUCCACAUCCCUGAUGCUCUCAACCUGGCCUUCCUUGUCAGGCCCUAG
Molecule: messenger RNA, 5067 nt
Organism: Falco peregrinus (peregrine falcon)
Lineage: Eukaryota; Metazoa; Chordata; Aves; Falconiformes; Falconidae
Product: unconventional myosin-Vb-like
Exons: 35
Biological process (GO): vesicle transport along actin filament; actin filament organization
Cellular component (GO): actin cytoskeleton; myosin complex; vesicle
Molecular function (GO): microfilament motor activity; actin filament binding; ATP binding
Source: RefSeq, a predicted model, not a curated record